Molecule: messenger RNA, 1734 nt
Organism: Peromyscus leucopus (white-footed mouse)
Lineage: Eukaryota; Metazoa; Chordata; Mammalia; Rodentia; Cricetidae
Gene: Olig3
Product: oligodendrocyte transcription factor 3
Exons: 1
Coding region: 371-1192 (273 amino acids)
Molecular function (GO): protein dimerization activity
Source: RefSeq, a predicted model, not a curated record
CAGCAAAGCGCACCGCCCUGAAGGAUGGCACGUCAUCUUAACCAGCCCAGGAUAGAUAGGAGGGCUCCUUUUGUCUCUUUUCUCCGCUGCAGCGCUAUAAAAGCCCCUCUUUUACAGCAAGAGGUUAGUUCGGGCACACACCAACAAACAGUGCAGGAAACAGCUAAACCGGAGACAGAGGGAUAGCAAGGAGAGCCGGGAGGGAGAGAGGCGGGGCAAGGCAGAGCCCCGGCUGUUCUUCUCCCGUCUUACAACUGAGAAGUGGGUUGCUGGACCUUCUGAUUAUUAUUAUUUUUUUUUUAAUUCAAGAUUCUCUUUAAUUUCCCGCCUAAAACCUCCUCAACCAUAAGGCCGCAUCUCCCGUAAUAAAAUGAAUUCUGAUUCGAGCUCUGUCUCCAGCAGAGCGUCAUCUCCGGACAUGGAUGAGAUGUACCUAAGAGACCACCACCACCGCCACCAUCACCACCACCAGGAGAGUCGUCUCAACUCGGUCUCAUCCACCCAAGGCGACAUGGUGCAGAAGAUGCCUGGGGAAAGCCUCUCGCGAGCCGGCGCCAAGGCGGCCGGAGAAAGCAGCAAGUACAAAAUCAAGAAGCAGCUGUCGGAGCAGGAUCUUCAGCAGUUGCGCCUGAAGAUCAACGGACGCGAGCGCAAGAGGAUGCACGACCUGAACCUCGCCAUGGACGGCCUGCGAGAGGUCAUGCCCUAUGCGCACGGGCCCUCCGUGCGCAAACUCUCCAAGAUUGCCACUCUGCUGCUAGCCAGAAACUACAUCCUCAUGCUCACCAGCUCCCUGGAGGAGAUGAAGAGGUUGGUUGGCGAGAUCUACGGGGGUCACCACUCGGCCUUCCACUGUGGAACUGUGGGGCACUCGGCCGGCCACCCGGCGCACGCAGCGAACGCCGUGCACCCGGUGCACCCCAUCCUGGGCGGUGCGCUCUCGUCCAGCAACGCCACGUCCCCGCUGUCCGCGGCCUCCCUGCCUGCCAUUGGCACCAUCCGACCUCCCCACUCGCUGCUCAAGGCGCCCUCCACGCCGCCCGCGCUGCAGCUGGGCAGUGGCUUCCAGCACUGGGCGGGGCUGCCCUGCCCCUGCACCAUCUGCCAGAUGCCACCGCCGCCGCACCUGUCCGCCCUCUCCACGGCCAACAUGGCCCGGCUGUCCGCCGAGUCCAAGGACUUGCUCAAGUGAGCCGCGGGCCUGCCCGGCCGGGAGGAAGAAGGGAGAACUGAGGCAGGGGUCGCGGUGCAGGGGCCAGGAGGGGAGGGGAGACUGCUUAGCCGACAGGAGGGUGGGCGCACAGCACCGGGGCCUAGCCUGCCGCCCAAAAGAUCCACAUCCUAUGACCCACCCCAGCGGGGCGUACCAAAACCAAACUGGGAUGUCUAGGUGUUAGCGAAUGGGGACUGGACCCCGACGUCGUGUUUUGCAUGCAUGCUUCUCUUCCUCAUGCAGCGCCAGUAUUUCUUACUGCCAUAUGCUCUUGUCAAAACUGCAUUUGUUGUUUAAAAACGGGACCGGUGGAGUUAAAAACUUGAGAAGGAACUUGGAGUUGGCUUUCUCUGGGUGUGUUCUUAUGUUGGAGGAAAGAUGGCCAUCUCUUUUGUGCAAAGCAAAUGUAAAUAUUUCAUCGAGAUAGAUGCAGUUAUGAUUGUCACUGUCCUUAUAGUUUUUUUCCCUAGAGACGAGAACGAGAGAGAGAGAGAGAGAGAGAGAGAGAGAGAGAGAGAGAG